Dermacentor silvarum is the source of this 3288-nucleotide messenger RNA. RefSeq names its product max-like protein X (gene bigmax). The transcript has 7 exons. Gene Ontology annotation, cellular component: nucleus. Gene Ontology annotation, molecular function: DNA-binding transcription factor activity, RNA polymerase II-specific; RNA polymerase II cis-regulatory region sequence-specific DNA binding; protein dimerization activity. Gene Ontology annotation, biological process: regulation of transcription by RNA polymerase II. The coding region runs from base 179 to 901 and encodes 240 amino acids. The record is from RefSeq and is a predicted model, not a curated record. NCBI's taxonomy places the organism in Eukaryota, Metazoa, Arthropoda, Arachnida, Ixodida, Ixodidae.
GCUAUGGAAACUUACGUCUACCACGAAACGUGUCCAAGAUAUGGCGUAGUAAUGAUGGCUUCGAGUGCGAUUUUUGUUGCUGUAUGCAGCUCGGCGGCAGGUAUUUCCCUCGUGCGGUAACUGCCAAGACUCGGCAACCUUCCUUCUUUGACUUGAAAACCUGGAAUGCUCCCCAGAAAUGGCUGAAGCCAUGAGCAACGACUCUAAACACGAUUCAGAUUGGGAUCCAAAGGCGGGCCUGUCGAGUCCAACAUUACCGGACAAGUUUUGUUUCUCGCGGACGUCGUCGACAGGAUCCAUAGACAAUAUCCUGACGUCGUCUUCGGCUCACAACACAGAUGAUGAGGACAGUGACCACAAGUCCACCAUUAGCUACAAAGAACGUAGAAGGGAAGCCCACACACAAGCUGAGCAGAAACGGAGGGAUGCCAUCAAAAAAGGUUACGAUGACCUACAGAUGCUGGUGCCCACAUGCCAACAAGACAGCACAAACUCAUUCAAGAUGAGCAAGGCGACAGUGCUUCAGAAAUCCAUAGAUUACAUCACGUUUCUGCUACAACAGAAAAAAAAGCACGAAGAAGAACUUACAGCACUGAGGAAGGAAGUUGUUGCUCUGCAGAUUAUGAAAGUUAACUAUGAGCAAAUCGUCAAAGUACACCAAAGUCAGCCCGGUCAAAACAACAAUCAUAUCAGCGAUGAAGUCAAGUUUCAAGUGUUCCAGGCAAUUGGAGACUCCCUGUUCCAGACAUUCAACUCGUCAAUAUCAGUUUCCAAUUUUGCUGAACUGUCUGCAUGUGUGUUUAGCUGGCUCGAAGAGUACUGCAAGCCCCAAACGCUCAAGGACGUGGUGGUUCAGAUACUGUCACAGCUGAACCAGACAAUGGGAUCACAGCAUUCUUAGCAUUUGUUGUCCUCAUAGAGUUGGCUUGUCGUAUGGCAUACUCCUGAGAAUCCUUGCGACUUCUGCUUGGACACCUUAGAGAGGAUGCAGGUUGGUGAUUUGAAAAACAUUUUUUUUUAUGCUGUGGAUCUUAUGGCUUCGAGUGUAAAAUGGUGCUUUGGUCCACAGUGAUUUAAACCACUCUUUUCACACUUAACAUACAAGUACCACUUUGUUGUGAAUCAGGGGAGCUGCUUAACUGAUUUUAUGGCACGUGCAGUGGAACCUUGUUAUAGCGUACUCAUAUAAGACAUGAAAGUACCUUUGUUAUAUCCGAUAUUCAAUAUAAGCUUACAUGCUAAUGACGAAAAAAAUGGCACAAUAAAUUCUAUCUGAAAGAAGCAACUUUAUGUGAUGCCUCCGACAAGCAAGCAAAGGGUCUUCUGUUGAUUUUUAUGGCCUAUAAGCAGCUUUCUGUGCUGAUAUAGUAGUAGAGCACGCAUUGAAAUAAAGCACGGGCAACCGAGUUUUAUAUUUACUUUGUUAUGUCCGGUAAUUUGUUAUAUUCAUAUACUAUAUUUUCUAGACUACAGUUGGCACUUGGUGUUAGUCUGCAUGAGCUAAUUUGGGCUUAAAUUAAACAUUUAUUUAUAUAGUCCACAGCCACUGUAUGGUUCGCAGGGAUGAACUUCUACUGAAGGUAGGUUUUUGAGCUUCUCUGUAACCAGUAAACAGUAUGUAAGCAAGAACUUUCUUAUCAACCAGUAAAAGCUUAUGUCCUUUGUUAAAUUGCAUAUAGGAGUCACUUCUAAAAGCUGUCACAAUCACUCUUGACUGGACUGCCAGAACAAAAGUCAGGCAUGUAGAAUUCGAUGAAUGGACACCUCAGUGUCUUCAUCGCCUUCAGAAUCUUUAGUUCUUGCUCAUGCUUGGCUACACUGAGCUCUAUGCUGUGAAAGUUCCUUUUGGUGGCAUCACAACUGUUCUUGUGUUUUGAGUAUAUAUAAGGUAGCAUAUAACUACGUUGCAGAUUUCGCAAUGAGGCUUUGUGCAUGUGCUCACAAAUCCAAGCAUUGAAAAGUAGCCACUUUAAUAUCGCGGGCAGCCUUCGGUUGUGUGUCACGAGCUGCCAGUAUGAACUGGAAAAAUUGCUCAUGUGCAGCGAUGAUCAUUGCUGAGCUAAUUUCGCUAUGUGAUUUGGCCUUGGAAAAAUUUUCAGGCCCAGUCUGGGGCCUCGUUUCUUCGUGUGCGCUUCCAAUCUUAAGAAAUAAGGUCAUGUAUAGACUGCACCUGUAGUUAGUCCACAGCCCACGAUAUUUCAAUGUCUACACUUGUAGUCUGGAAAAUACAGUAGGUUAUAUUGAUUUUUAACUGUACUACCAGUUUAUGCAUUCUAAUGCAUACUGUUAAAUGUGUGUUUGCAUUGUAUGCAUGGCUUAAUUACAACUGCUCACCACCAUGAAUUGUACUACUUUCUAGUUCCCUACGACAAGGUUAAGUAUCUUGAGUCAGAUUUUCGGGGGCACAAUCAUCUCGGCAAUAUCCGUUGAGCCUUUAGCUUGUAUAUCUUAAGCAAGCAAGAAGUAUGAAGGACAGGGCGCGUUUGUUGUAUUUUUGUUGGUGAAUCCUGGAAUGGUGCAUUCUUGCUGAUGUAAUCAUGUGAAAUUGUGCAUGAAUGCUGUUACGACAAGCCUGCUUAACUCAUGGGUGUAAGUGAAAAAAUAUUCAGGGUGUAAUGACAAAGCAGGGAUAUGGAAACACUUCCAAGCAGCUGUACUUGCAGGCUUUUUUAUUGUGAUGAUGAGAAAGAAAUUCAUAUGGCACAUUUUGCUUGUUUGACUAUAGCAUGUUCAUGUUGGCUAAGUGUUUUAGAAUAUGAAUAUGUCAUUGAAUUACAAUUUCCAUAUACUGAUAUAUCAUUGUUUCUUCUUUUACUAUAGAUAUGUUAUACGUUUGUUAGAAGAUAGGCAUACUCGUGAUCUCGUGGUAAUGAAUUUGCCACUGUUGCUACAAAGCUAUGGCAAUUUUUGUAUCAACUGCUUUCCUACAUCAUCCGGAGAUUGAAGUUUUAAUUUCAAAAGAGGGAAAGCGGUGUUAACAAUUCGCCUGUGUCACCACAGUUUUAAGUGAAAAUUCAAAGAACCUUUCAAAAUAUUUUAGCAGAGUUGGACAAGCCCUUUCUUUCCAGGUAUGUUUGAUUUCAACAACCGUGCUCACUCAGCCUGCACUCUGAAUGUCAUGUCUAUCGUAUUUCAUGUGCACUUUAUAUUGUCAUAUUUGGGACACACAACACUGCUGUGAUCCUAUCUUUGCACAUUGUAUACACAUGUGCACAUUAUGCAUGGGUGCUCUACAGAGCACAGUGCCCAUGCGAUGUCAUGUAUUAAAGUACAAAUUGCUCCUAACCA